Molecule: messenger RNA, 1281 nt
Organism: Alligator mississippiensis (American alligator)
Lineage: Eukaryota; Metazoa; Chordata; Crocodylia; Alligatoridae
Gene: HIRIP3
Product: HIRA interacting protein 3
Exons: 6
Coding region: 135-1178 (347 amino acids)
Cellular component (GO): nucleus
Source: RefSeq, a predicted model, not a curated record
CCUGCCCUUUCCGCGGACUACGUGUCCCGUGAACCCCCGCGGCUUCUCGUCGGUUUGCUGGUUGCCGGGACUACGUGUCCCGUCGGCCUCCGCGGCGGCGCUUGGCGGGCUACGGCAGCCGGCGGGGCGCAGCGAUGGCGGCGGAGCGGGAGCAGGAACUGCGCGAAUUCACGCGGCGGCUCUUCGAAGACAGCCGCGACCCCAGCGCGCUGACGCUGGGGGCCGUGCGGCGCCGGUUCGUGGCACAGUCGGGGCACGGGAGCCUGAUGCCGGGCGAGAAGCGGUUGCUGCGGCGCCUGGUGGAGGCCGAGCUGCGCACGCAGGCCGAGAAGCCCAGAGCUGCCGCCGAGCAUGAGAGUAGCGCCAGCCCCAGCCCCUCGCCUCCCCCAGAGUCCAGCUCCGACAGCGACGGCUCGGACAGGGAGGCCAAGAGCCCAGAGACCAAGAAACUGAGGGCUGCGGACCUCGAGAGCCCAGAGGCCAAGAAGCUGAGUCCCAGGCACACGGGGAGCCCGGAGGCCAAGAAGCCAAGGGCCAGGGAUGCCAAGAGCCCUGAGGCCAAAAAGAUGAAGGCCAACAGCAGUGAGAGCCCAGAGGCGUCCGUGCCAGAGGGGGAGGCCGGGGCAGGGGACAAGGAGCGGGAGGCGAGCGCCGAAGACUCCUCCUCUUCCUCCUCCUCGUCCUCGUCCUCCUCCGACGAGGAGAACACCCGCCCGCAGGAGAACACCCGCUCCCACAGCGCCGCCGGGGGCAAGAAGCAGAAGGGCCGGCUGCGGACGGGAAAGCAGGAGCCGGGGGACGCCCCAGAGGUGCGGCGCUUGAAGCGGUACCUGCGCGUCUGUGGCGUGCGGCCCAACUAUCGCAAGCUGCUGGGCGGGUGCCGGAGCCGGCGGGAGCGCGUGGCUGUGCUGCGCCAGGAGCUGGCUGCGCUCGGCCUGGAUGGGCGCCCAUCGCUGCAGCGAUGCCAGGAGGUGCGCCUGCGCCGCGAGCAGGAGGCUGAGGUGGCCGCGCUGGACUUGGGCAACAUCAUUCCCUCCCACGGCCGCCCACGCCGCCGCAAUGUAUGGAGCUUGUACGCGGCGCCCAGCACCCCGCCAGCGCCCAGCCCCCCCCGCACCCGCCCCGACUGGUCCCAGCUCCGCGGCAUCAUCAGCAGCGACGAGGACGACAGCGAGUGAUGGGGCGGGGUUUGGCCAGGCCCCACCCCUUCCCCUUGUUGGUUCUAUCCUCUCUCCACCCCCUUUUUGUACAUUUCCAAAUAAAGCAUGUUUUGUUACUGCC